This is a messenger RNA of Talaromyces stipitatus ATCC 10500, 3426 nucleotides long. RefSeq lists its product as uncharacterized. Bases 1 to 3426 code for a protein of 1141 amino acids. NCBI's taxonomy places the organism in Eukaryota, Fungi, Ascomycota, Eurotiomycetes, Eurotiales, Trichocomaceae. The transcript is spliced from 3 exons. The record is from RefSeq and is a predicted model, not a curated record.
AUGUUCCAAUUCUCAUCCUUGGUCCAAAAGGCCCAGUCAUUCAUUGAUCCGGCAAACUUCAAUCUACCCACCAUCUCGUCCAGCGAUCGCAACCCCUCCAAAGCCUCUCUCUUCCGCCAACAGUUCCGUCUCCCAGACUCUCAAAACCCAUUACAGGAAAUAACGGCUGAAUUGAUUCUUGCCAUUAAUCGCGGUCCGGCUUCGAAUAAUAAUACCCAGGGAGACCGCGCCGAUCAACCCGGAAACAGAUAUACAGGACGUCUCCACCUCAGCGAACGGUUUAUAUGUUUCUCAACUCAACCUACGAGUUUUGUGCCUUCUGCUAGCUAUAAUGCAUCUACAGUAUUCACGGGUCAAACUCACGGCACAGGUCCGUCCGGGAACGGCUUCACAUUGCCCCUCUGCUCCAUUCGUCGCGUCGAACGACUCAACAGUCUCAACCACAUCUUCUCCCUAGCACUAACAACAUGGAAUGGAGCUCUAAGUCCCAACGCCGUUAAAAAUCCAAACUUUGUGCCUCAGAAAUUCACUAUCCAACUGGUUGGAAGCAGGCAGGCCUGCGAACGGUUCUGUGAUGGACUCAGAAAGGGGUUGAGGGAAAGUAUUAAGGAGAUUGAGAGUUUGCGUUCGGUGGUCUUGGACGAGUAUUCAGAAUAUCUUCUGACGCUUCCUCCUAAAGGGAAGGAAGACCCCGAUACACCCGCUCGACAGCCACCUGAUGCGGGACUUGGGAUGGUAUUUCGAUAUCCCGGAGAUGCUCGUAAACUUCGUGAUCGGAGUAAGAUGAGAUUAUGGGCUGAGUAUUUUAGAGAAAACGGACGUAAUGCCACGUUGAUUCGUCAACCGACAUUUCACAAACUCAUUCGUGUGGGAUUACCCAAUCGUCUAAGAGGAGAGAUCUGGGAACUCACGUCUGGCUCGCUAUAUCUACGUUUAAGAUCCCCUAAACAUUACGAAGAAACCCUGGCUAAAUUCUCUGGGCGAGAGUCUUUGGCUAUUGACGAGAUUGAAAAAGAUUUGAAUCGGAGUCUGCCGGAAUACCCUGGUUUCCAGAGUGAGGAAGGUAUAGGACGUUUGCGCAGAGUCUUGACUGCAUACAGCUGGACAAAUGAAUCUGUCGGUUACUGUCAGGCUAUGAAUAUAGUUGUCGCAGCGCUUUUGAUAUAUAUGUCGGAGUCACAAGCAUUCUUUCUACUAUCGGUGCUGUGUGACCGACUUCUUCCCGGUUAUUAUUCUACAACAAUGUACGGCACGUUAUUGGAUCAAAAGGUCUUCGAAUCACUUGUCGAAAAGACAAUGCCGGUCCUUUGGGAUCAUCUCGUGAAAUCCGAUGUCCAAUUGUCCGUCGUAUCUCUACCGUGGUUUCUCUCUCUUUAUAUUAACUCAAUGCCCCUUGUAUUCGCCUUUCGAGUUCUAGACGUCUUCUUCCUCGAAGGACCGAAAGUGUUAUUUCAAGUCGGACUGGCUAUCCUGCGUAUUAACGGAGAAGAGCUGCUGGAUGUACAGGACGACGGUUCAUUUAUUUCCAUCUUGAAAUCAUACUUUUCUCGCUUGGAUGAAUCAGCACAUCCGCGUUCAGAAAACCCCAAGCUCAGAGCUAUUACGCGGUUUCAGGAAUUGAUGGUGGUGGCUUUCAAGGAGUUUUCAGGUAUCACUCAUAGUUCGAUAACUGAACAACGCGAGAAACAUAAGGAUGCAGUUUUGGAGAAUAUCGAAAAUUUCGCAAAACGCACAUCGAUCAGAAAUCUCGGCCCCGAAAGUAAGAAGCUUAGUAUGGAAGAUCUCGGCGCAAUCUACGAUCGCUUCUACGAGGUACUUUAUGACUACGAAGGCAAACAACGACUUUUAGAACAGGAAAAGAAGAAGUUGGAAAAGAAAAAGGUCGAACGUUACUCUGUUCUCGGACCCCCGGUUGACGCUGAAGUUGGGCGUGUCGGGCUCGGUCCGAGUUCGACGCAUAUGGAUUACGAUGCCUUUAGACAGUUUUUAGCGAAUACUGCCAGAUGGGCUAUUGCGGACUCUCCCAGCUCAAGUCGACACUAUUCCGUUUCUGAGAAGGAUCGCAAUAAUGGCAACGGAAGUGUUCGUGGUCGGAGCGCGUCGCAUUCAAAGUGGGCUGAUAAUGUUGAACCUGCUGAUCACGAGUUUAUGCGCCGGCUGUAUCGGAAAUGGAAUGCUGACGAUAGCGAGGGGUUGAGUUUGCAAAAUGUCGUUGUUGGAUUGGCCAAGUUGAAAGGUACACGCGACAUUAUGAAUUCGAUAAACUAUUUCUUUGAUCUUUAUGACGAUAACGGGGAUGGUCAAGUUGACCGCGAGGGAAUUUUGAGGAUUUCAGAAGCUCUUCUUUUCCUGUCGCGCAGAGGGUUCGAUGGUGCACUUACUCCCAGCGAGACGAUGGAAAAUCUUGCAGAUGCAGGAUUGGCAGCUGAACAGCGUGAUAAAGUCAAGAUGAGCGUUGACGAGCGGUUCCUUGGAAGUGUCAGUUCUUUUAUUCGCCGAUGCUUUGAGUAUGCGGAUCCAAGCCAUCCACAGAAUCAGAAACAAAACGACCAGCCUGCUACGGAAGUGGAAGGCGCUGCUAGUAAAUUGGAUGCAUUCUCUAUCGGGGAUGAUGAAGAUGAAGAAGAUUUGAUUGAGGUAGACGAGAAGAACUCAUCACCUCCUCACACACCCAUCUCAACGAGAGAUACAUCCUUACCCGUGAAUUCACCAUCUGGCCGUUCAGAAGCAGCAAACGCAGCUCUUGACCCGAAUAACCCUCUCCACAUCACUCUCCCCACCUUCAGAAUGGUGGUCCUAGCAGACGAACUGUUGGAACAAUUCUUCGAAACCUUCUUCCCGCAAUCCUUCCAUCUCUCCGACCGUCCUCAUCCAGCAUCUCUCACAGCCUCAACCUCACUCUCUUCCAAUCUCACAACCUUCUCCAACAUCGGCGCUGCCGCCAGCCGAUCCACGCUCGGCGCCAUCUCCGGCGCAACCGUUGCCGGCGCAUCAGGUGGCAUAGUUCCACCCAACAAGGGCCUCCGCGGUGUGCUUGACAACAUCGUCUCCGACGGAAUGCGCAUGGCCGCCGAAGUCCGCAAAAAGAUGGAAGAAGCCCAACGCGAAAUGGAGCGCAACGCCUUGAACCGCAAUAACAAUGAAGAAGAAGACGAUGAAGAAGAUGACGACGGUAGAGGUCUGGCUUCUUCCGCCGUCAUGGUGGGAGGAAUAUCCAGCUGGGGUGCAGGCGCAUACGGCAUUGAUCCUGAGCGACGUAGUGUCCGUGAUCGAGAUAGGGAUUUGUUAGAAGGUGCUGAAGCCGCGUCCGUGCUUGAGAAUCAACCGUCUUCUGAAGGUAACGCGCGACAACAUACGCCGUCACCGGCGCCGCAGAGUAAAUUACCUCAAGACGGAGGUGUGAGCAAGGUUGAAUUCAAUGCUUAG